Aspergillus fijiensis CBS 313.89 is the source of this 693-nucleotide messenger RNA. RefSeq names its product GILT family protein. The transcript is spliced from 2 exons. Gene Ontology annotation, molecular function: oxidoreductase activity, acting on a sulfur group of donors, disulfide as acceptor. The record is from RefSeq and is a predicted model, not a curated record. Lineage: Eukaryota; Fungi; Ascomycota; Eurotiomycetes; Eurotiales; Aspergillaceae. The coding region runs from base 1 to 693 and encodes 230 amino acids.
AUGCCCGCGUUGCCCGGGACCUCGCUCUCAGCGCAAACCACCAAGAAAGUGCCCCUAGAAGCUCACAUUAUGAGCAAAUGUCCAGACGCACGUGACUGUCUGCAGCAGCUUGUCGUGCCUGCGAUGGAGCAAAUCAGCGACAAGGUCGAUUUCAAAUUGUCAUUUAUUGCUGAUGUGUCAAACAAAUCCUCGGAAAUUCAAUGCAAGCACGGCCCCACCGAAUGUAUAGGAGAUAUGCUUCUUCUCUGUGCUGCAAAUCUUCCUUUCCCUCCUCAGGGAGUCGAAAGCGCUGUUGGUCCAAUGACUGCGCGUACCCCGACAAUUCGGUCCCUUGGCUUUGCAAACUGUCUUGUUGGGUCGUACUCCCAAAUCCCGGAACGCCAUCACGUCGAGCAGUGCGCAUUGGAGCAUGGCAUAGACUUUAGUGCCUUGAACGCAUGUGCUAGUCAGGAAAUCGAUGAUCCCGACUACGGCGGCGACAGUGCGCCGCUCAGCGGCAUGGCUCUGCUACGCGAGAGCGCCAUCCAUAGUGCGAAGCUUGGCGUCAAGACAAGCUGCACGCUCCGACUCGAUGAGUCCGUCUGGUGUGUCCGCGAUGGCGGCGUUUGGAAAGAUUGCGCAAAGAAUGGACAGGGCAGCCAAGUAUCGGUGCUGGUGGAUGAAGUCAAGCGACUAUGGAACCGUAUCAAUUGA